AUGACCAGCCAGUCACAGGGCAUCCAGCAGCUGCUGCAGGCAGAGAAGAGAGCAGCCGAGAGGGUGGCAGAGGCCAGGAAACGUAAAGCUCGACGGCUGAAGCAGGCAAAGGAGGAGGCACAGGGCGAGAUCGAACAAUAUCGACUGGAGAGAGAGAGGGAGUUCCAGGCUCAGCAACGCAUGGCCUUGGGCACACAGGGUGACCUUUCCUCCGAAGUGGAGGCACGGACCCGCAAGACAUUGCAGAUGGUUCAGACCAGUCAUGGAAAGAAUAAGGAAGUCGUACUGAGAAGACUGCUGAGCUUGGUGUGUGACGUGAAGGCCGAACUUCACCCCAACUAUCGUUUCACCAACUAUUGA
Staurois parvus is the source of this 360-nucleotide messenger RNA. The record is from the annotation of a GenBank genome assembly. NCBI's taxonomy places the organism in Eukaryota, Metazoa, Chordata, Amphibia, Anura, Ranidae.